Messenger RNA from Solanum stenotomum, 318 nucleotides. RefSeq lists its product as uncharacterized. NCBI's taxonomy places the organism in Eukaryota, Viridiplantae, Streptophyta, Magnoliopsida, Solanales, Solanaceae. Bases 1 to 318 code for a protein of 105 amino acids. The transcript is spliced from 2 exons. The record is from RefSeq and is a predicted model, not a curated record.
AUGCCAAGGUUUCCCAUCAAAGACUGUAAAAUAAUCGUUCUUAAAGCAUAUGACAUUUCGAUAAGCAGAAGAAAAACCUAUCUUGAUUGCAAGCGUGCUUUUGAAAAAAUCUAUGGUACUUGGGAGGGUUCUUUUGCCGAGUUGUCGAGGUUCAUGGAAGCUUUGAAACACUUCAAUCCCAGAACAAUAAUUGAAUGGAAAACAGAGCGGCGUGUCGAUGUCAUUGAAGGUGUAUUCAACUAUGUGUUCUGGAAUUUUAAACCAUGCAUUGAUGGAUUUGUGUUUUGUCGUCCUGUUAAAUCGAUCGACAGAAUGUAA